AUGAAUAGAACUAAUAACGCAAACUCAAUUUCAAACACCACUGAUGAUAAUCUACUGCUAUUUCGCCCUACUUUUACCUUUUUAUCGUACAAUUUACUUUCUCCAUAUUAUAUGUGGCCCCAGGUUUACACAUAUGUUCCAAAUCAAUAUAAAGAUUGGCAAUAUAGACACAAGCUAUUGGAGGAAGAACUAUUUUAUAAAUAUAAAGCCGAUAUUAUGUGUUUGCAAGAAUUAACUUUAAAAGACUAUGAUGCUUUUUGGAAGCCAACAAUGAGUACCAAAUUUAAUUACGGAUCAAAUUAUAUAAAUAAACCUCCACCUAAAUAUUGGGAAAAAACUAGCCAAGAAAUGGAUGGUGUGGGCAUUUUUUAUAAUAGAGAUAAAUUUGAGUUUUUAACCUGUCAUGAUAUACAUUUAAAUGACAUAUUGGGUAUUUUCAAUUACAAGGAAAUGGAAUAUCUAAAUAAUUAUCAAGUUACGUUAACUAAUGCUCAAGGUGAAGCAAUUGGGGAAAAGUCACUAUUGAAAAUAUUGGUGGAAAGAAAUCAAGUGGGGUUAUUUGUUUCUUUAAAACAUAAAGAAUCAGAUACAAUUUUUAUUGUUAUCAAUACGCAUUUAUACUGGAAAUACGAUCCAGUAAAGUUAACACAAUGUCUUAUUUUAAUGAGAAAAUUACAACAGAUUAUUAGAUAUCAUCUAACAGUGGAAGCUGCCACAUAUAGUCAAAUUAAAACCAUCUUUGCAGGUGACUUAAAUUCAGAGUUAAAUUCUAAGGUAAUACAAUUUUUAAGAGGGAACAUUAUUGGUUUAGAAAAUAGCAAUGCCAAAGGGGGAUCCGGAUUUACUUUGGUGAAUCCAAUGAGAUCAUAUUUAAACACUUGUUUGUAUGAUAUGAUACCAGCUGAUGCUUAUAUAAAUACGUGCUAUUCAGGGAAAUUAAAGGGUAUCUUUGAUUAUAUAUGGUUUGAUAAGAACGAUUUUGGAAUAUCAAAAGUAUUAACUGGGUACGGCAUCAAUGAGGAGUUAAAUACGAAUAAACAGUUAGGGUUGCCAAAUGGGGACCAUCCGAGCGACCAUAUUCCAAUUUGGUGUGAAUUUGAAAUUAAAUUACCUAAACAACUGCAAUCAACACCAAAGACCAAAUUGUAG
This is a messenger RNA of Saccharomycodes ludwigii, 1149 nucleotides long. It is a transcript of the gene NGL1, whose product is annotated as RNA exonuclease. Gene Ontology annotation, molecular function: poly(A)-specific ribonuclease activity. Lineage: Eukaryota; Fungi; Ascomycota; Saccharomycetes; Saccharomycodales; Saccharomycodaceae. The transcript has a single exon. The record is from RefSeq and is a predicted model, not a curated record. The coding region runs from base 1 to 1149 and encodes 382 amino acids.